Malus domestica (apple) is the source of this 1497-nucleotide messenger RNA. Its product is annotated as pectinesterase-like. Gene Ontology annotation, biological process: cell wall modification. Gene Ontology annotation, molecular function: pectinesterase activity; pectinesterase inhibitor activity. The record is from RefSeq and is a predicted model, not a curated record. Lineage: Eukaryota; Viridiplantae; Streptophyta; Magnoliopsida; Rosales; Rosaceae.
AUGAGUCCAUUGACGAAGAUGAAGCUCCCCUGCCGUUUCAUCUUCUUCACCAUUUGCCUCUGUGCUCUGUCGAUGAACACUUGUGCUAGUUCCAUUGGCUCCCACUACAAAAACGUGCCUUCACCUGUGCUCGAAAGGUCACUGGACUCAACCAUGGAGCUUGUACAAAAUGUGGCCUCUGCCAUGUCGAACAUCCACAUGUAUGUUGAUCCCGAUGCCGAUGCCGAUGCCGGCGAAGAUGAUGAUCGAAAUCUGAAAAUAGCUAUUUCACACUGUGGAUAUGUUCUUGGUUCAACCUAUGAAGCCAUGAAUUGGUCCCUUUCCACAAUUCAUCAAGAUUAUAAACAAUACAAAGGGAAAGGUGAUGUCAUUUCCCAUGCAAGAACAAGGUUGAAUGCAAAUCUUGAGAGACAAAAGACAUGCGUGGAAGCAUUUGAUGGUACCAAAUACUCCAUGAUUACACAGAGCUUCAAGCAAGUUAGGUCAUCAACCCAGGAUCUGCUCAAAAUGUUGCAAGCGAAACCUGGUCGUAUUGAAGCUAAGGCUGGCCUGGAAUUCUGGAAAACUCCGAACGUCACCGUUUCUCAAGAUGGGAGUGGGAACUUCAGAACAAUUACGGAGGCCCUGGCGGUGGCUCCGAGUCACAACCAGAAUUACUUCGUGAUUUUUGUUAAGAGAGGAGUGUACAAGGAGAACGUGAACAUCGACAGCUCGAAGUGCAAUCUGGUCCUAAUCGGUGAGGGCAUGGACGUUACUACAAUUUCCGGCAGUCGAAGCUUUCGUAGUGGUUGGGAAACAUUUUAUUCUGCAACAUUUGCGGUUUCUGCAGAUGGAUUCAUUGCGAUGGACAUAGGGUUUGAGAAUACAGCCGGACCAGAAAACUAUCAGGCAGUUGCGCUUCUAUCCGGAGGCGAUCGCGCAGUUUUCUACCGUUGCAAGAUCAGCGGAUACCAAGACACGUUGCUUGUGCAUGCCGGUCGUCAGUUCUUUCGAGAAUGCCAAAUCAGUGGCAGCCUCGACUUCAUCUUUGGCUACGGCGCUGCUGUUUUCCAAAAGUGUUUGCUCACCGUCAAGAAAACUAUACCUGGCGUAAUCAACACUGUCACCGCUCAUGGUCGCUACGCCCCUAAAGACCCCACCGGCUUCUCCUUCCAGUUUUGUACUAUCUCCGCUGACUCCGACGUAGCCGCCGCGUAUUUAGGUCGGCCUUGGGGAAAGUAUUCGCGUACAGUUUUCAUGCAGUCGUACAUUAGCAAUGUUAUACAGCCACAGGGUUGGAUUGAAUGGAAAGGGAAAUCUGCACUCAACACUUUGUACUACGGCGAGUACACGAAUAAUGGGCCAGGUGCCAGGCUUUCAAGCCGGGUCAAUUGGCCGGGUUACCAUGUGAUUGAGAACCCGGCCGAGGCUGAUGAGUUUACAACAGCCAAGUUUAUUGAGGGGGACUCAUGGCUUACAUCUACAAAUGUUCCAUUCAUCCGUGGAUUGAAGGACUAA